CAUUCCCAAGGAGGUGUUAGUAUAAACAACUCAAAAGCGUCUCCGGUUUUCUCAUUUUUCUCUAACAACCUAAAACCUUCGUCUCUCUACUGCCUCUCCUGCCUCUCCUGCCAUUGCCGCUCCUUCUUUUCUUUUUAGUUACACUCACACAACAACGUAAAACCCUAAUCCUUUCUCUUUUCAGAUCUUCACUCUCCAUGCUCUACAAGGAUCCUUCAAAGCAUGUUGUAAGGAGUAAAUGGCAUGUGGAACAAGUAUGAAAGUGGGUAGGAAGAAUGAAAGAUUGUGAGAGUUAGGUUAUGAUAUUAAUGAUGGAAAGUGGAAACACAUGUGCAUAUGACUAUGUGUUGAUCACCAAUCAACUCUGUUAGGUUUUAGUUUUUUUCUCAAACCGGCUCGAUUUUCCCAAAUUUUUAGAAAAUCUGCACAACUGUGAAGCAUUGAUCGUACUCAAAUUAAAGAAGAACAUAAUGUUUUCCCGAUUCCAAUUUGGAUACACGUGACCGAUGUAGACCGGCUGCAGAACGAUAAAGAAAAGAUAUUACCCUUUAGUAUAAGGGAAAGUAAAUUAGGUGUGUCUGUCAUCAAAUAUUUUUCUUUUGAGCAAUUGAAAGAUAACCAAUUCUUUUAAGAAGUUCAUCUUCUUUGGUAUUCUUCUCUAGUGUCAUUACCAGAACCUGGGAUGCUGAAAGAUGUGGUUCAAAGUAAAGAGUUCCUUCUCUGAGGUUGUAACUCUAUCUGAGCUAACCUUUUUAAUACUUCGCGAGGUCAGAUUUUUAGAUUGCCGCCAAUAUCUAUUUUGUACUCAUGUGCUUGACGCGGUUGGAAAUCUCGGUUGUUCAAUUCCAAAACACAAUAUUUGCAAGGAUGGUUGAGCUUUGAGCACUAUAUAAUCGAUAGGGUAGUUGUACGCCAAUAGUGUUGUCGAAAUGGAACAAAAGGGAAAGGUGUUAAUGCAAAAAUAUGAGUUGGGAAGAUUAUUAGGCCAAGGAACGUUUGCAAAGGUCUACCAUGCUAGGAACCUUGUAACUGGCGUGAGUGUGGCCAUUAAAGUAGUUGAUAAAGAAAAGGUUUUGAAAGUCGGGAUGGUUGAGCAAAUUAAGCGGGAAAUUUCGGCCAUGAAAUUAGUCAGACAUCCGAAUGUGGUUGAGCUUUACGAGGUAAUGGCCACUAAAACGAAAAUUUUCAUUAUCAUGGAGUAUGCAAAAGGCGGCGAGCUCUUCGACAAGGUAGCUAAGGGAAGGCUCAAGGUUGACGUUGCUAGGGGAUAUUUUCAGCAACUUAUGAGCGCAGUUGACUACUGCCACAGCAGGGGUGUGUGUCAUCGAGAUUUAAAACCUGAAAAUCUACUAUUGGAUGAAAAUGAGAAUUUGAAGGUUUCGGAUUUUGGUUUAAGUGCUCUUUCUGAAUCGAAACGCCAAGAUGGGUUACUCCACACUACAUGUGGUACCCCUGCGUAUGUUGCUCCAGAAGUGAUACACAGAAAGGGUUACGAUGGAAGCAAAGCUGAUUUAUGGUCGUGUGGGGUAAUCUUGUUUGUUCUAUUGGCUGGUUCUCUUCCAUUCCAAGAUCAAAAUCUGAUGGAGAUGUACAGGAAAAUCAGUCAAGGGGAAUUCAAAUUUCCUAAAUGGUUUGCAGUAGAGGUUCGCCGGUUGUUGUCCAAAAUAUUGGAUCCAAAUCCAAAGACUCGGAUAUCAAUGGCCAAGAUCAUGGAAAGUUCUUGGUUUAAAAAGGGGUUAGAGAAGCCGGUUUAUAUCGAGACUGAAAACCAUGACCCUACUACUCUGCGUGCUGAUGGAGUGUUUGAAGUAUCCGAAUACGGUAGUGGUUCUAUUACGGAGACAAAACAACAGGCGAAGCCUUGCAACAACUUAAACGCCUUUGAUAUCAUCUCCUUCUCAUCUGGUUUUGAUCUAUCCGGUUUGUUCGAAGACACGAUUCUAGAAAAAGAGACGCGGUUUUUGUCCAACAAGCCGGCCUCAAUUAUAAUCUCUAAGCUGGAAGAAAUUUGCAAGUGUCUUUGCUUGAAAAUUAAGAAAAAAGACGGAGGUUUGUUAAAGCUGGAAAGUAGGAAAGGGACACUGAAUAUCGAUGCUGAGAUUUUCGAGAUUUCCCCUCAUUUCCAUCUUGUGGAACUUAAGAAGUCGGACGGGGACACAUUGGAGUAUCAGAGGCUUUUGCAGCAUGAGAUUAGACCGGCACUUAAGGAUAUUGUGUGGGACUGGCUAGGAGAACCGCCACUGCAACUUCAACAUGAAGUAGUGCAGGAGGAACAACAACCAUCUCUUACUGCUCAAAUUUAGUGAAUUUAUGAAUCAAUGUUGCAUCAUUAGGUUGUUCUAUGUUGUGUUUUUCUGUUUGAUUUUUGUCUGGUGCUUAAUUUCACAGUACCUAUAGAAUAAGGUUUAUGUUAAAGUGAGAAUUGAACCAUUUUUAAUGUCAUCUUUGUUGUUUUUA
Messenger RNA from Vicia villosa (hairy vetch), 2457 nucleotides. RefSeq names its product CBL-interacting protein kinase 18-like. Bases 930 to 2303 code for a protein of 457 amino acids. The transcript is spliced from 3 exons. NCBI's taxonomy places the organism in Eukaryota, Viridiplantae, Streptophyta, Magnoliopsida, Fabales, Fabaceae. Gene Ontology annotation, molecular function: ATP binding; protein kinase activity. Gene Ontology annotation, biological process: signal transduction; protein phosphorylation. The record is from RefSeq and is a predicted model, not a curated record.